CGUCAACCGACACUUGCUCUACACGAAACACGAAGACAGAACAAAACCACGCAAGACUUGUGCAUCUUACACCCUAAACCCACCCUAUAUUCCACGAACGAUUCGCCAAUCACACUUCGCCGUCAACGCGGGGGUCCUGGACGUGCUCUAGACUGUUACCAGCAAGAGCACAUCUUUCUGCAUCCCCCAUUUUUUUUUGUUCCUAAACACGAUAGCUUGCAUCACGCAUUACACUGCGCGUGGAUUUGCAUACUGCUCUUACGACGAAUCCCUGCUGGUCAAUUGCGUGCUUGUGCACACUCAGAGUGGAGAAGAAUGGAUCUUGUUAACUCUUUGAAUGACCGCCUUCUCUUCGCGGUGCCAAAGAAGGGCCGCCUCCACCAAGCCUGUCUCGAUCUCCUCCACGGCUCAGACAUCCAAUUCCACCGCCACUCGCGCCUCGAUAUUGCGCUCGUCAAGAACCUCCCGCUUGCGCUCGUCUUCCUCCCCGCCGCCGAUAUCCCCACCUUCGUCGGUGAAGGUCGUGUAGACCUAGGCAUAACCGGCCGCGACCAAGUUGCAGAGCACGAAUGUGUCACUCCACCCACCGCCACAACCGGUGUCGAUGAAGUGCUAGACCUUGGUUUCGGAAAAUGCAGUCUCCAAGUCCAGGUCCCCGCCAAAGGCGACCUGACCAAGCCUGAGGACCUCAUUGGAAAGAACGUCGUUACGAGCUUCACCAACCUCGCAGAGCAGUACUUUAGGAAACUGGAAGCGGAACAGGCGGGUACCACGAACGGCGAGACCAACGGAGAUGCAAAGCUAAAGACAGUCAUCAAGUAUGUGGGCGGCAGUGUCGAGGCAGCAUGCGCAUUGGGUGUCGCCGACGGUAUUGUCGAUCUAGUGGAAUCGGGCGAGACGAUGCGUGCUGCAGGUCUAAAAGCCAUUUCUACAGUUGUUACCUCGAGCGCCAUCCUCAUCAAGUCGAAACACCCCUCAGACCCUAAGCUUGUGGACCUUAUCACGGCUAGGAUAAAGGGUGUUAUUACGGCACAAAAAUAUGUGCUUUGCACAUACAAUGUUCCCAGGUCAAAACUCGAUGCCGCCCGCACAAUUACUCCGGGUCGUCGCGCCCCAACGGUAAACGCGCUCGAGGAAGAUGGAUGGGUGGCGGUUCAGGCCAUGGUGCUGCGCAAAGACAUUGCCAUUGCCAUGGAUAAACUGACCGAGGUUGGAGCAACCGACUUGAUUGUGACCAAGAUUGAGAACUCGAGAACGGGAGAUUGAGCGGUUUUGCCUCAAUUCCCUCUUUUUCUUUUUCUGUAGAUGAACUUGUAGAAAAUAGAAUAUAUGGGCACUGC
Messenger RNA from Bipolaris maydis ATCC 48331, 1340 nucleotides. RefSeq lists its product as uncharacterized. Gene Ontology annotation, biological process: L-histidine biosynthetic process. Gene Ontology annotation, molecular function: magnesium ion binding; ATP phosphoribosyltransferase activity. The record is from RefSeq and is a predicted model, not a curated record. Gene Ontology annotation, cellular component: cytoplasm. NCBI's taxonomy places the organism in Eukaryota, Fungi, Ascomycota, Dothideomycetes, Pleosporales, Pleosporaceae.